Capsella rubella is the source of this 767-nucleotide messenger RNA. Its product is annotated as GEM-like protein 6. The record is from RefSeq and is a predicted model, not a curated record. Bases 67 to 651 code for a protein of 194 amino acids. Lineage: Eukaryota; Viridiplantae; Streptophyta; Magnoliopsida; Brassicales; Brassicaceae. The transcript has a single exon.
UGACAAUCUCUCUCUAUCUUUCUCACAAGAUCAAGAAUCAAGAUCACCACUUAACAAUACUCCAAGAUGACAUUGAGCAGAGUUCAUCAACAAGCUAUUAUUGCAUUUCCUUCAGCCAAGACUGCUACGAUGAGUUACUUGCCUGACCCUGCAGCUUCCAUCAACAACCUCCAAAUCCCAAGUGCUUCUUCAAAGUUUUCUUUUCUAUCAGGCAAAGGAAGAUCAAUGCUACGAAAGAAGAAAACCGGUAGCUUCACCAACGGAGCUAAAGACCAGGACAACUUAAGACCCAAGCUAACUGAAACAGUCAAGAGAAAGCUAUCCUUGGGAGCCAAGAUCCUUCAAAUGGGAGGCUUAGAGAAGAUCUACAAGCGACUCUUCAAGGUCUGUGAUGGAGAGAAGCUGUUCAAGGCCUACCAAUGUUACCUAUCCACAACCACAGGUCCCAUCGCGGGUCUACUCUUCAUAUCAUCAAAAAAGAUUGCAUUCUGCAGCGAGAGAUCGAUCAAGGUGGCUUCUCCUCAAGGAGACAUCUCUAGGGUUCACUACAAAGUCUCAAUACCAUUGUGCAAGAUCAAUGGUGUUAACCAGAGUCAGAACAUGAAGAAACCAUCUAAGAAGUACCUUGAAGUAGUUAGACCAUCAUUAUAGGCAAGAUCUUAGAUAGAUCUUAGGAUUAUUUGUGAUUUAAUUAAAUCAAAAAUACAUCAAAAUGUCUAAGAAGCUAUCUUAUUUAAGAUCUAAGUAUUGUGCUAAGAAGCGUACAC